Molecule: messenger RNA, 2453 nt
Organism: Daucus carota subsp. sativus
Lineage: Eukaryota; Viridiplantae; Streptophyta; Magnoliopsida; Apiales; Apiaceae
Product: tRNA-dihydrouridine(47) synthase [NAD(P)(+)]-like
Exons: 10
Coding region: 100-2202 (700 amino acids)
Biological process (GO): tRNA processing
Molecular function (GO): RNA binding; flavin adenine dinucleotide binding; tRNA dihydrouridine synthase activity
Source: RefSeq, a predicted model, not a curated record
UCCAUCUCAUGUUCUUUUAUCAACACAUCCAUCCAUCCCCACCUCAAGCAAAACCCUAGUAAAGAAAAGGCAAAACCCUCAUCUCCACUGCAACCCACCAUGUCUACGCUUGCUGUACCAGACACUAAUGGGUCGGAUCAUAUGGUCGAAGAACCCGAAAAUCUUGGUGACCCACCAGCACAAAAUGUGGAUACAGAUACGGAACAAUCAUUAGCUACAGCACAAGAACUUAUAGCUAAAUGCAUAGCUCCUGUAAAGAAACAAUAUUUAUGUCCUUUGCCUGUUAAAUCUUCGAUUAAAGAAGCCAGUAACGACGCCGUUUUGGAUGCCAAGCCUUCAUCAAAUUCUUCACUUGUCACAGAGAAAAAAUCUAAACGCCAGGCCAAAAGGGAACGCAAACAGGAGCAGAAGUCCGUCCUUCAUUUAUGUCCAGUGGUUGCAAAAUCUGGAAGUGUUAGUUCGUGUCAAUAUGCUGACAAGUGUCGUUUUAGCCAUGACAUAGAAGGCUUUAAGUCAGAGAAACCAGUGGAUUUGGAAGGGAAGUGUCCUUUUUUAGAAGAGGAAGGUCCAUGCCCUUACGGGAUGGCUUGUAGAUUUUCUGGUACUCAUAAAGCUGAGGCCAAUGCUGAAACAAUCAGUACUCGAAGGAGGGAAUCUGAGACUAACGGAUUGAGAAAAGAUGUCCAGAAGCUGUUGUGGAAAAACAAAAUGAAAUUUCCCAUGGCUGAUGCCCAACUGAAACUACUCGGCCUUCUGCAAAAACAGCUUAAUUCAAAGAAGAAAGAUUUGGCAGAUGACGAAGAAGAGGAUCUUAUAGUUUCAGAUUCUUCACAUGUUACUGACGGAAAUGGUUGUGCUGAAGUCGACAUGACUAUUAGAUCUGGAAGUUGUUCUGAAGUGGUCGAAAAAACUGUCAACAUAGAUGACACUUCUAUACCUGAUGAGCUCAGACCUUUAAAGAAAGCCAGGGCAUCAAUCAAUGAGAGUCAGUUGUCUGAAGCAAAUAAUGGUUCAAGUGUCCAGGAUAAGGAUCCAGAGGAAGAUGGGAAGCCUGCAAGUACAGACAGUUAUAUUUCUGCAGAGACAGAUAAAAGCCUAAAAACACACGUUAGAGAAAAGAAGCUUAUUGAUUUCAGUGACAAGCUCUAUCUUGCACCUCUUACAACCGUUGGUAAUCUUCCUUUUCGAAGGGUUUGUAAGGUGUUAGGUGCUGAUGUAACAUGCGGUGAGAUGGCAAUGUGCACCAACCUCUUGCAGGGCCAAGCAUCUGAAUGGGCUCUGCUUAGAAGGCAUUCGUCAGAGAACUUUUUUGGUGUUCAAAUUUGUGGCGCAUAUCCAGAUACAGUUUCACGAGCUGUCGAACUUAUAAAUCAGGAGUGCAGUGUGGACUUCAUUGAUAUUAAUAUGGGGUGCCCGAUCGACCUUGUAGUUAAUAAGGGUGCUGGGUCAGCUCUUCUUACAAAACCAGUGAGAAUAAAGAAUGUCAUACAGGUAGCUUCAUGCACUGUGGACAAGCCAAUUACUGUCAAGGUACGAACAGGGUACUUUGAGGGGAGAAACCGCAUAGAGGGUUUGAUAAAUGAUAUUAGCAACUGGGGAGCUAGUGCUGUAACUAUACAUGGCCGUUCACGUCAGCAACGUUACAGCAAGCUACCCGAUUGGGAGUACGUAUAUGGGUGUGCUAGAAAAGCUCCGGAUGCAUUACAAGUCAUAGGAAAUGGAGAUGUUUAUUCUUAUGUGGAUUGGAACAAGCACAAGACUGAAUGCCCCAAGCUUAACACUCUCAUGAUUGCUCGAGGUGCACUGGUUAAGCCCUGGAUUUUUACUGAAAUCAAGGAACAAAGGCAUUGGGAUAUUACAUCUGCAGAGCGACUUAACAUAUUAAAAGAUUAUGUGCAUUUUGGUCUUGAGCAUUGGGGUUCUGAUACAAAAGGUGUAGAGGCAACCAGACACUUCUUGUUGGAAUGGCUUAGUUACACAUAUAGAUAUAUUCCAGUUGGUCUACUAGAUGUUGUCCCUGCUCAACUGAAUUGGAGGUCACCUUCAUACUUCGGUCGUGAUGAACUUGAGUCCUUGAUGGCCUCAGAUUCUGCUGCAGACUGGAUUAGGAUAUCUGAAAUGUUGCUGGGCAAGGUUCCAGCUGGAUUUACGUUUUCACCAAAACACAAAUCAAAUUCUCAUGACCGUGCAGAAAAUGGCUAAUUUUGAGUACAUGAUGAUGCAACAUUCGUACCUCUUGACAUAUCAAGGAUUUUUACCAUCAACUUGCGACAUUGCAGUUGGGUUUAAUACUUUAAUGAUUCAUUUUAGUCGGUGCCAACUGAUAGCCCAAAAAUAUGAAGACCAUUUUCGGUCAAAUACAAGGCGAUUGGCUUAUAUAGUUGAGUAAUUUGUCUUAAACAUGUACUGUAUCAAAUAAUGAUGAUUUCAUAUUAUAGAAUUCAUUAAAACUC